AUGGGCACCCAGGGUUCCACUGUGUCUACUAAUGCCUACAACAACAGUGACACCUCAGCCAAAUCAAUGGAUAUAUCUUUACUGCAGAAGUGCGACCAGCAGAAGAAGUUGUACCUGUAUGAUAAUCAGAUCCGAGAAAUAAAGAAUUUAGAGCUGCAAGGAAACCUGCCAGUUCUGUGGCUUAAUAAUAACUGCAUCACUAAGAUUCAGGGCCUGAACACAAUGAACAAUCUGAGGAAACUAAACCUUUCUGACAACGCCAUUGAAAAGAUUGGGCACAACCUUGAUCCCAAUGUCAACCUUGAGAUUCUCAAUCUGUCCGGAAACAAGAUAUGCUCCUUUAAGGAGCUGGCCCACCUGACUCGGUUGCCCCACCUGAAGGAGCUGAUGCUCACCGAACUCACAAUAACUCCGGAAACUGUUCGGGUGUGUAACUAUAUCUCACACAUCCUGUACCACAUGCCAGGCCUGCAGAGACUGGACAACUGGAAUGUCAGUAAGAAAGGGGUACACCCUGGACAGUCUGUAGUUCUAAAGAAACAAAGGUACUACAACAUGCGUGUUCACGCUGUGCAAAGGAACCUGACAGAGACUCAGGCUGCUCUGACAGAAAGGAAAAUGAGUUUGACGCAGCUUCCUGGAGAACGUAUCCGUACUCUCAGUCACGCCAUCAAAUGUUUGGAACAGAAACUCUCCAUGGUGCCUGAUGGUCCUAAGACUUCUAGCUGCAGGAUGCAGACAGAUUCAGGUGUGAGUGAAGGCAAGAAUGAUGCUAUCGAUGAAAGAACUGAUGUGAGCGUUGACAGCAGAGACUCUGCAGCGGAGCAUGAAAUACUUCAGAAGAUAGAAGCACUGAGAGAAAGACUGCAGUGCUGGACCAGGAGGAUGGAUGAAGCUGAGGCCUGGUAUGAGCAGGAACUCCUCAAAGCCACGAAGCACACAGAAUAUUUGGUGCAGUUUCAGUUGAUGGAGCAGGAAAGUGUUGGAACUAUUCGUCUGGUGGAGGGCUUCUCCACAGACCCCUGGUAUACUUCCUGCUGUAACCUCCUGCUCUCCAGCUUCUCUCCAUCGGAUUACAAUUCACCGACCAACAUAAAGAUCAACAGAGUUUUCCGCAUCCACAACAGUGCUUUGAGGCUUCGCUUUGAAAACAAACUUCACAGCCUUCUUGUCAGCGAAGAAUCAACUACAGCCUUAGAGUGACUAAUUUUUGCGAUCUGGAAUUACAGACGUCGACUGGAAUAUUUAUUCUAUGUAGCAGACCCUGACAAAUGUGAGAAAGAGCAAACCUUAUGUGUUUUAGAGGAGGGUUUCAAGACUACGCAGCAACUGGAAGUUUUAGAAGGACAAAAGGCUGUUUCUUUAUCCAACAGCUUAUCUAAGAAAAUAUCAGAUAAAAUCCUAUUCAGGCAUGACAGACCCAGCUUAGCUGAACCCUCCUCAGGCCCUGAGGGUAGCAUCCCCUGCCAGAAGCACUGGUUUUUGUUCGACCAUGAGCUCAUCCUUCCAGAGUACAUCAUACAUUUUGAAUACAUCACUGAGGCCCUCCUGGCCCACUUUCGUACCGACAGCGAAUGUCCUCGAAGUCUCAGCCUGCUGUCGACUGCUCAGCUUCUUUCCCAUUUGGGUCCGGCUCCGUGGGAUCCUUGCAGAGAACUGGAGCCAGACUGGACCGAAAAGAUCACAGCCCUGAACCUUGACAACCAAAGACUUUCUGAGCUUUGCAACCUGGAUAAGCUGGUGAACCUGCGCUGGGCUUCCUUCAACCAUAACAACAUCUCGAAAUACCCCCCAAAAACCUUACAAGGGAGGAGGCCUGCCUGCAUCCUGAAACCACUGAUGCAGAGCCUGGAGAUGCUCCAUUUGAGUCACAAUGGCAUCUACAAUAUGGCCAAUCUGCAGCUCAGCAGGCUCACCAAUCUUAAAGCACUCUUCCUCCAAAAGGUAUGUAUAGUUCAGGGCAAUAAAAUCAGCUGGGUGGAGGGCUUGGAAGGCCUCACCCAGCUCAGGGAGCUCGUGUUGGACCAAAACAGAAUUAAAGCUCUGGAUAAGAACUCUUUCAAAGCCCAGAACCUCCUGCUGGAGCUGCGCCUUGCAAAGAACCGUAUCCGGGAACUGAACUAUCUCGAUUCCCUAACAGAGCUCAACAAACUCUUCCUGGACAUGAACAAGCUGCAGGACAUCACAGAGCUUGAAAAAUUGGAUGCCCUUCCCUCCCUGACAGAGCUCUCUGUAGCUGGAAAUCCAGUUGCCUGUAAAUCCCAGCAUAGGAGAGCGGUUGUGCUGCGUCUAUCGCAGCUGCAGGUCCUCGAUGGAGUCACGGUCACGUUGGAGGAACGGACGAAGGUUGAGCUCUUUAUUAGAGACCAAUAUGUGGGAGCUGAAUCCAUAGCUGCCAUUGCUGUUGCUGAAUUUGAACUUUGUUACUGA
This is a messenger RNA of Cyprinodon tularosa, 2430 nucleotides long. It is a transcript of the gene lrrc9, whose product is annotated as leucine rich repeat containing 9. The record is from RefSeq and is a predicted model, not a curated record. Gene Ontology annotation, molecular function: protein binding. NCBI's taxonomy places the organism in Eukaryota, Metazoa, Chordata, Actinopteri, Cyprinodontiformes, Cyprinodontidae.